AUGUUUAAUAAUUUAAUUCAAUCAAGUUAUAUUCGAAAUAAUAUUUUUCAAUUCGUCAAAGAGAUUCAUAGUGAAUCUUAUAAAAGAUGUUUCAGCUGGCAACAACUUAUCAAUAACCCACAACAACUCAUUCUACACAACUAUAAUGAACAAUUCUAUCAGUUUAUUAAAGAUUUCAUUAGUAAUAAUGGAACAACUAGUGAAAGAAACUAUCAAAAGAUGCUUGAGUAUAUGGAUAGUUCAUUUCUGUCGGCUAUCAAAUGUAAUAAUAUCGAUAUCAUUCGUUACCUAUGCGAUCAUCAUCGUAAGUUUGUGUUGAACGAUAUGUUUGUAUGUUCGCUAAGUCUAUCGAUUAAAUACAACCGUUUGGAAAUCGUACGAUUGCUACACAGCUAUAUCGUUGAACCUAUCAAUCUGCCAGUGAUGGUAGUAGCAGCGGAGAACGGACAUUUGGAGAUGCUCAAAUACCUAAAUUCCUAUCCGUCGGUGUUUCCAUGUAGCUAUGAAGCUAUCGAUAAAGCAGCGACCAACGGGCAUUUCGAGGUUAUUCGUUAUCUCCGCGAAAACCGAACCGAAGGUUAUCUGCAUGCGGUCGACGGUGCUUCGAUAAAUGGACACUACGAGAUUAUCAAGUAUCUCGAGAGUGAAUACGGUCCGCUAACGUUCUCUGACGAUGCCGUUAAUCUAGCGGUGAUGAACGGUCAUUUAGCGAUUGCCAAACACUUGCAUGCGAUCAAGCCAGCACCACGCAUAACAAUUGAACAUUCAAUCAAGAAGGGUCAACAAGAUGUAUUGGAAUGGUAUCUAAGUAUUCAUCCAAACAUUAGCAACUAUAAUUUACAUGCUGUUCUAUCGCUCUCUAUUAAAUAUGGACAUAUGCACUUGGUACGAUUCCUGAUAGAGAAAUACGAUAACAUUCUUUUACCUUCGCAUUUUGGCGAUGCAUGUAUAUGUGGUCACAUCGAAGUAGUGAAGUAUAUCGAAAGCAAAACAACAGUCGAACGACUUGGUAAAGAUAUAAUCGCCAUGAUUGCAUUUAGAGGUCACCUAGAAAUCAUCAAGCAUUUACAUCAAACCGAUAAGAGCGUAUGGUCCAUCAGAGUUCUCAAUCAAGCCAAGAAGAGGAACAACUAUGAAAUAGUUCAAUUCCUUAUUGAAAAUCGUCCAGAGUUUUCAACACAAUAA
This is a messenger RNA of Heterostelium album PN500, 1185 nucleotides long. RefSeq lists its product as uncharacterized. The transcript has a single exon. Lineage: Eukaryota; Evosea; Eumycetozoa; Acytosteliales; Acytosteliaceae. The record is from RefSeq and is a predicted model, not a curated record. Gene Ontology annotation, molecular function: protein binding. The coding region runs from base 1 to 1185 and encodes 394 amino acids.